Geodia barretti is the source of this 663-nucleotide messenger RNA. The record is from the annotation of a GenBank genome assembly. Lineage: Eukaryota; Metazoa; Porifera; Demospongiae; Tetractinellida; Geodiidae.
CUGGGUCACGCGGGCGUGGCCGACGGUUUCGAUCGGGAGCUGAUACGCAAGGCGAUCCAUUUGCUGGUGGCGCUUGUCCCGCCGCUGGCAUCGGUGCACCUCCCGCUCACCAUGGGGCUUCUGAUGGCGGGAACGCUGUUCUACACGGCUGCCGAGGGGAUGCGCCUGGCCGGGCUCCGCGUGGCGGUGGUGUCGGGGCUUACCGUGGCGGCGGCGCGGCCGCGCGACACGGGCUUCGUCCUCGGACCGGUCACGCUGGGGCUGGGCGCCAUGCUGGCGCUGCUGCUGUACCCCUUGCCGGCAUCGGCGAUCGCGAUCUACGCCCUCGCGUUCGGGGACGCGGCCGCCAGCCUGAUCGGCAUGGCGUUCGCGGGGUGGCGUAUGCCGCUGAACCGGAACAAGACCGUCGCCGGCAAGCCUGGCCUGCUUUGUCGCGGUGUUUCUGGUCACGCUCACACUGACCGCCGACGUGCGCCUUUCGACCGUUGUGGCCAUCGCUGCCAUGACGAUCGAGGCGCUCUCGGGGCGCGACCUCGACAACCUGCUGCUCCCCGUCGGCGUCGGAAUGGUCGUGCAGGCAGCCAGGGUGCUGCCGUAGUCUGCCUGUCCGGACAUGCGGAACAUCGGCCUGCUCACCAAGUGGGGGUGAUGCACCUGGACUGA